Nicotiana attenuata is the source of this 1130-nucleotide messenger RNA. RefSeq lists its product as uncharacterized. The transcript is spliced from 3 exons. The record is from RefSeq and is a predicted model, not a curated record. Bases 115 to 669 code for a protein of 184 amino acids. Lineage: Eukaryota; Viridiplantae; Streptophyta; Magnoliopsida; Solanales; Solanaceae.
AAAUUCCCUCACACACCAUCCUGGAUUCAACUAUUUUAUCACAACAGCUAUCUUUCACCUUCCACUACCGAUUCGAUCAAACAAAAUUCUGAACAAGAAAACUCCUCGACAGCAAUGAAUCCUGAAACCUCCAAUAACCAAACAAAUUCCACAAAAAGACCAUUUGCAGAAAUAGACAAACCAGCAACAAUAAAUUGCAUGGUUGUAGCCAUUGAUCACAACAACCUUUACUACACAGUCUGCUCAGUUUGUGAAAAAACUCUCCCUGACCCUUCUCCCAAUUCUUCAGUUCCCUUUUGCAAAUACUGCAACUUUAACAAUAAUGGCUUCUUCAACCCUGCUCCUUCCGGUUCCAAACGCCUCUUUCGUGUCCUUAUGUCUAUUGCUACAGACAAAAAGGUGGUUGUGGUGAUAAUGUUUGAUAGAGCGGCUAGGGUUUUGUUUGGUUGUUCUGCUGAUGAAUUCUUUGAUUUUGCCAAGACUCAUCCUUUUGCUGCUGCAGCUGCAGGUAGAGCUUUGGAAGGAGAAAUGUUGAAAGUCACCUUGUCCCAACCAAAGAAUGGGAAUGCACGGCAUCUAAGAGUGGUAUCAGUUUUGCCAUUGCGGACAGGUUUUCAGCCUGUGAUUGAGACCUUGAGGGAAUUAUAUCGAGCACAAGGUGGUUCGUAGCUAUUGUAUUCAGGUGUUUGUGUAUGAAAUUUUUCUUGAGCAGUCUUAAUGCUUGUGUACAGAUGAAUGCAUCUUUUGUUAAGCAUUAGCUUUCUCCUUUAACCACAUGUUUGAGCUUGGCAGAUCAUGGGCCACGUCUCUUCAGUAAAUAUACGCUUUAAAUGAAUGUGAAGUCAAUCUUGAGAGCAGCCCAAAAUUUGUUUAGCGAGCCAUCUAACUGCCCCUUGCUAUAUGUGCUAUUCAAUUAUUCAAAGAGAGGAUAUCUGGAUUAAAAAAUAACAAUCUUGAUGUAACUAAACUGGUUUAACCGAUAGGAAAUGCAGGCGAUAAGUAUAUUGUCUUUCAAGAUAGGGAAUUUUCUUUAAGUUGGGUAUAAUGUCGAUAAACGUCUGUAUCUGAGCCUGACAGAUAGGGCCCUGGAUCAGCCAUGUAUUCAUCUUGGUCGUAAUUUAAUUUAAAAA